Molecule: messenger RNA, 4284 nt
Organism: Centropristis striata (black sea bass)
Lineage: Eukaryota; Metazoa; Chordata; Actinopteri; Perciformes; Serranidae
Product: caldesmon-like
Exons: 17
Coding region: 207-2450 (747 amino acids)
Biological process (GO): angiogenesis; actin filament bundle assembly
Cellular component (GO): actin cytoskeleton
Molecular function (GO): actin binding; myosin binding
Source: RefSeq, a predicted model, not a curated record
AAGAGAGGGGAGCAGAGAGGCAGGCUUUGCCUUUUCUGGUAGUUAAAGUCGCUGAAAGAACAAGCAGGAAUUCUUUGUGCUGCAGAAGGGCUGAGAUAUAAACCAGACUUUAGAGGUUGAUGUAUGAAGAGAGGGAGACACCGCUGUCUAUGGACUAAACUUCAGCUGCUGCUCAGUGAGAAAGUGAGGAGAAUCUUUUGGGCAUCAUGGACGAUGACUUUGACCGCCGCAUGGAGCUGAGGAGGCAGAGGAGAGAGCAGAUGCGCCUCGAGACUGAGACUGGUUGCACCAACGAUGAUAACGAAGAGGAAGCUCGGGAGCAAAGGAGACGUGCGAGGGAGGAGAGGAAGAAGAUGAGAGAGUCUGGAGACACUGAUGUGAUUGACACUAACAGUGUGACGGAGUCUUCCAUCACAGCCGAUACUGAAGGUGCAGAUGAUGACCAGGUUCUGCUGGAGCGCCUGGCGAAGAGGGAGGAGCGCCGGCAGAAGAGGAUGAAGGAGGCCAUGGAGAGACAGAAGGAGCUUGACCCCACCAUUGGCACCACCAACGGCACCGAUAGCACACUGGAAGAGCAGUCCUCCAUCGACAGCAGCAGACAGCGACACACAGAGGAAGAUGAGGAGGAGAAACCAGCCCAAGAGGAGGUGGCAGAAACUGACACCAACUCCUGGAGGAAAGAGGAAGAGGACAAGCAGGAAGAUGAGAAGGAAUCUGUUGAAGAAUCAAGAAUAGCGAGCACAAGGAAUGAGGAGGAGACUGAGGAGAAAUCUGCAGCAACAGAAGAAGAGGUUGAUCAGCCCGAUUCAGGAAAGAAAGAUGCUGAAGAGGAAGCUGUUCCUGAUGUUGACAAGGAGGAAGAAGAGAGGAAGGAGAAAGAAGAUGAGGAAAGACGGCAAAAAGAGAUAGAGGAAAAGCUGAGGAUAGAAGAGGAGGAAAGGCAAAAAAGAGAGGAGGAAAAGCUCAAGAAAGAGGAGGAAGAAAGGCAGCAAAAAGAAAUGGAAGAAAAGCUGCGGAUAGAAGAAGAAGAAAGGCAAAAAAGAGAAAUGGAGGAGAAGGCCAAGGAGGAGGAGGAGGGGGAAAUGAAGAAGAGGGAAGAGGAAAAACAACGAAAGGAAAUGGAAGAGAGGCUGAGGAAAGAGGAGGAAGAAAAACUGAAAAAGGAGAAGGAGGAAAAACAAAAGAGGGAGAUGGAGGAGAGACAGAAGAAAGAGGAGGAGGACAAGCGAAAAAAGGAGAUGGAGCAAAAGAAGAAGAAAGAAGAAGAGGAAAAACAAAAGAAAGAGCUGGAAGAGAAGAAGAAAAAGGAGGAGGAGGAAAAGCAGAAGAAGAAAGAGCUGGAGGACAAGAAGAAGAAAGAAGAGGAGGAAAAGCGGAAAAAGGAGGCUGAGGAGAAGAAGAAAAAGGAGGAGGACGACAAGCGUAAAAAGAGAGAGAUGGAGGAGAAGAAGAAGAAAGAGGAGGAGGAGAAGCCAAAGAAAUUUGGAUUUAAGGACAAGAAUGAACCAGCCAAACUGAACUCAGGGCUCUUUGAGAAUAAACUUAAGAAAACAGAGAAGACAACAAGGGAUAAUGUUCCCUCCAGCAAGGCCAGUGACGCGGAGCGCCAGGAGGCCGACCGUAAGCUGCAGGAGCUGAAGCGCCGGCGAAACGAUGCAGAAAGCGAGGACUUCGAGAAGAUGAAGCUGAAGCAGCAGGACGCAGAGGUCGAGCUGGAGGAGCUGAAGAAGAAGAGAGAGGAGAGGAGGAAGAUCAUGGAGGAGGAGGAGAAGCAGAAGAAACAGGAGCAGGAGGAAAAGAAAGCCAAAGAACAGGAGGAGAAGAAGAGGAUGAAGGAGGAGAUAGAGAAGAGGAGGGCGGAGGCUGCAGAGAAGAAGAAACAGAAGGAGGAAGAGUCUACAAAACCUGUCUUUGCUAUCAGUCCCAAAGGCUCCUCAAAGAUUGGCGAGAAGGCAGAAUUCCUGAGCAAAUCAGCCCAGAAAAGCACUGCAGGGAGAGUGUCUCACACUCCAAUUGUCUCCAAGAUAGGCAACAGAAUGGAACAGUACGCCUCUGCUGUCCAGGGAAACAAAGACGGCAAAUCCGCAAGGUCUCCGAUGGCAGAUAUUCCUACAGGAGGCGCACGGAGCAUCAAGAGCAUGUGGGAGAAAGGAAACGUUGGCGGUGCCGCUGAAAGUCCAUCUCCUGUCAGCAAGGAAUUGGCUGGUAUCAAAGGAGGCGUGUCCGGACGUGUCAACAGCUGGAUGGCAAAGCCUCCAGAGGCAGAGAAGACCGCAGCACCUGCACCCGCACCAGCAGCAGCACCAGCAGCCGCAGCAUCACCGGCAGCAGCAGCCAAGCCAGCAGAUGUGAAGCCAAGUGACAUCGGUAACAAGCGUGGCAUGUGGGAAACCAAGAAGAGCUCUGCACCUGCCAAGGUGGCAGUUGGAGUCAGGAGCAAGUUUCGCUAAUGAAUACAUGAGAUCCUAACCCAUGACAUCACCAUUCAAAUCAAGCAUCACCUGACCAAACACAAGGCUCUGCUACUAUGUGCAUCCAUUUCCCUCCAACGUACCUGUACUUUGCAUCAAGUUAACACCAGAAUGAGGAAAAAACGAGGGACCAGCAUCAAAGUCUACAGAAAUCUUUCCUCAAAAGUCUUAAAAUAUUUAUUGUUUUCAUCAGAACUGACUUGAUUUUUAUGACAAAGAAAUUCAAGGAAGAUGUCAUCAAUGUUUUCAGGACAAAGUACCACAUGUUUAAUGCUUUAUCUGUGAUUAAUUGCGUAGUAUCCAUCUGUUUAGUCAAGGUUACACGUUUCAGUUGACUAUCAGGAUGCUGAAAUGUUAUAUUGCUUUCAAGCCACACUGACGUGUCCGCUCUUCUUGUCAUGCAUUGUCAUAAAGCUUAAACCCAUUAAUAAGCAUGUGUUUUAUUGUCAUACACACUCACUGCCUUUUGGGAUGAUAGUCACUCCAGUAUUUUGACUCCAUAUGAUAGCCAAGGCUGUUUAAUGUCCAUCUCACUGCUUGCAUUUGAAUUGUUAGAGUAUACUGCCACUGAGCUGGAUGUUUGGUGAUUAGCCUGUAUAUAAUAGAGUAAUUUCAUAAGUCAGCACCACUUAUAAUAAGGCAUCCUUUAUGAAGGGUAUAUAAAUAGUAACUAAUGACUUCAGUAAUGAUAAUAAGAGCAGGUGUUUGAGAUACCUUACUUACUUACUUACUGCCCUUUAUGCCUAGUGGCAUUUAGGGCAGCAACAAAGGAUCUCCACUCCUGUCUGUUUUGGGCGAGCUUUUGGAUAGAACUCCAGGUCUGCUUCAUGGCUUUCAGUUCUUUCUCCACUGUUCGACGCCAGGUCUCUUUGGGUCGUCCUCUCUUUCGAGUGCCUUCAGGUGUCCAGUGUAGAGCGGUUCUUGUAAUGUAAUCCUGUUCUUUUCGCAUGAUGUGUCCAAUCCAUCUCCACCGCCUUCUUGUAAUAAUGGUCUCUAUACUUUCUUGGUUUGUCCGAGCAAGCAAUUGUUGGAGAUACCAGGUUGUGAAAAAUCCCUCUCUAAUGCAAGAAUGGAAAUGUCAGUCUGUUGAUCCGUCUCUUUGGUUUAGACUGAAAUAUCUCAACAAUGAUUGGAUGCAUUGCCAUAAAGUUUGGUAUAGACAUGACUUUGAUGAGCUACCAGCAGGUCUAACUUUUUAAUUAUUCAGUGAAAUAUCUCAAAAUCUACUCAAUGGAUCGUCACAAUCCCCCAAAGGAUGAAACUCUAUUGGGGAAUUCUGUGACUUUUUCUCGUGUUGGUUUGUUUUUGAGUGACAUGCCUUACCAACUAUAGAAAGGGUCGCUAUGAUCGCUAUGAAAAAACAGAAAGGGGUUAUUGACAGAGUCAAUGGCACAGUAUUUUACUGUGGUUAUAGGCACACUAUUCAGAUAGUUAAAAUUUAAAAUAAAUAAUAGAUUCAUAGGCAUUUAUAACUGCACACACCCUAGAAAAUGAGAACCAUUAGUUACUAAGACCCUUAUAAAUGGUGCCUUAUAAUAAAGUGUUGCCCAUAAAUCCUCCAUCUUAGACCUGAAGAAAAUGAACAGUGACAUAUUCUGUUCAGGACUGCAGCCAAAGACACAGUGUGCACGCAGUUUCUGUCAACAACACAUGGGUUUAUUACCUAUUUUUUAACUUGUAGCUGUUAAAACACAUAAUUAUGUAAUAUAAGCACAAACCGUGUCUAUGAAUAUGUGUGUAAGCAUUGCAAUUCUUAUUUAACCGGCAGGAAGUAGUCUUGCUUUUCUAUCAUCAGAUUACAUGCCACUUACUU